CGAACCGUACGGACGUGUUUCUGCUACGCUCCGACAAAUUGAUUUCACGGGGGCCCACACCGAGUGUUGCUCAAAUUUCGAGGUUUUAAUCCGUUCGCAAAGUCUCGCGAAGUGUACGCGGAGUCCGACUCUUAACAGCGAAGCCCUGGUGCAAACGAGGGGGCCGCGAGUGACGUGAUAGUUGUCGACGACACGAGACGUCGGGACGCCGUGACGAAGCGACGUAGUGACGUUCCUGAGGACUUAGAAUAAUUCCAAGUAGCCAGGGACUUAGAAAAAUUUUCGUUCCCGAAGUACAUCCCGACCACACAUCCAGGGAGUAUCAGCCAAGGACCAAAGGGCCCAAGGGUAAGCCCCGCCCACCACCCUAAGCCCCGCCCACAAGGCGGAACCAACCCCCCGGAAGCCCCGCCCAGGGGGCGUGUCUUCGGAAGCCCCGCCCACAUCGGCCCACAGGCCACGCCCACUACACUUUCCGACUUUUGGUGGAUGCGCCAAAUUUCAAAUUUUGGUGGAUGCGCCAUUUUUUGAAAAUUGGUGAAGGAACUGCUGAAAAAUGGACCCAAGACGAUUAGGAACACCCGAAGGACCAUUGGACGCAGCCAGAGGCUUCCCAAGAAGCCAGAUGACUCCAAGAAGCCCGCCGACCACGCAGCCUCCCAGGAAGAGGAAGAACUCCAGCCCAUCCAUUCUGGACGACGCAGAGAAGGCCGCAGCGGAAAUCGAGACCACAAGGAGAGACAUGGACGAGGAGGACACAAGGAUCGAACAAGGGAUACAGGACAUACUGGUGAGUACGGUCCAAGAUAAUAAAAAGAGACGGAUAAAUGAACUGAAUGAAACUGACAACAAUACUGACAAUGACGACAAAGACGAGAACACCAUUGACAAACUGAUCGCACUUAAGGACAACAUAAUACGGGCCACCUCGAGGAUGGAGAAAGGUAAACUAACGUUCAACAGGGCGGACCAGACGGUAGUCCAGGAGAGUCUGCAGGCACUGACAAACAUAAUGAUUAAACUGGUGUACAAUUACGGACAGACAGUAGGACAAAAACAGACGACAGAGACAGACACUAAGACAACUAACAAAGACAACACAAUACUGAAGGAAAUCAAGGAAAUAAAAAUGUCACUAAACCAACGAACAACGAACAGAGAGACAAGCAGAAGACAGAUGGACAAACUAGCCGCUGCCCCCAAGACACUAGUACCACACACAACGGACGACGAGACAAUUGACACUGACGAGGACUGGAAAGUCAUCAGACGAAGGACUCGCAAGACCUACGCGGACAUGACUAAAGACAAAACCGACAAAACCACGAAAGAAAACACGGGAUGGACUACACCGCCGACAGUGGACAACCUACGGACAAUUGUAGCCAUAGACAACGUGACAAACCCGAGACAGGUGGUGGACAAAAUCAAGCAAGCCACUAUGACAGAAACAAACAAACAGGGAGGACUGAGGAAUAUCAUUCCCCUACCAGGGGGGAAAGUCAUACUGCACUGCCGGGACCAAGCGCAAAAGACAACACUAAUGGGCUCAUUGACAAAGGACAAGGAUCUGGUGGUAAUAGAUAGGAUAAAGCAUCGACCAAAAUUUACAAUUACAGGAGUGACAAAAGGCACGGACGGUCAAGGACUUACAGACAAUGACAUCAUCGACAUGAUACUAAACGAAAACGACGACAUAAAUGACAAAUACGGACAGGAUCUAAAGAAAAGGCUGAAGAUAGUUGCAAGAAAAAACUGCAGGAACGCGUUCAAAGAAAACAUCGUAGUCGAAGCCGACGUGGAAACUUUUAAAUACUUUGUAAAAAAGGACCGAGUCUACAUUGACAUGGUAGCUACACAAAUCCAGGAAGCCGUGAGCGUCGGUCUAUGCUUCAACUGCCAUAAAUAUGGACAUGUAGCUAAAUAUUGCAAGGACGAAGCAAGGUGCCACCUGUGUGGAGGGAGCCACAACCAUACGAAAUGCGAGGCCAAACAUCUAGACUGCCUCAACUGCAAAGCGGCCAAGAUACCGGAGGGACACCGACAUCACUCCGCACGCGACAAACUCUGCCCCAUUUACGAGAGAAAACUUAGACAAAGCAGACAAUACAUACACUUCAACGGGACUGCGUUGCAGUACGGCUAUUGGCCCCCCGCCCCCGGAUCCAAAGAGAGGGCAGGGGUUUCCGGGGAAAGCUUCGUGGAAGCUGCCGCUGAGGAAACGAUGGUCGGUCGAAUACCUCACCCGCCGCCGUGGCAGGCCUAUUAG
Phyllotreta striolata is the source of this 2269-nucleotide messenger RNA. The record is from the annotation of a GenBank genome assembly. Lineage: Eukaryota; Metazoa; Arthropoda; Insecta; Coleoptera; Chrysomelidae.